Molecule: messenger RNA, 1047 nt
Organism: Emericellopsis cladophorae
Lineage: Eukaryota; Fungi; Ascomycota; Sordariomycetes; Hypocreales; Bionectriaceae
Exons: 5
Coding region: 1-1047 (348 amino acids)
Biological process (GO): transmembrane transport
Molecular function (GO): oligopeptide transmembrane transporter activity
Source: RefSeq, a predicted model, not a curated record
AUGACCCAACAGCCGUGCUGGUCGAGGGCAUGUCCUCGUCCAGCGGGAAGCCCGGAACCUGUGUCGGGUAAACUGAGAACCCUAAGCCACCCGGGGUCCUCCCCGCCCAUCUACUGGUACGAGCGCCUCAAGGCCGAGUACACGGGGCAGCAUGCGGGCGAGACACUCCCCGCGGGGUGUGACCCUGCUCGCAUGGCCAGAGCCGUCCCGACUCUGAACGAGACUGAGUCGGUCGAGACCCUCGAGGAACCCCUCGAAACCCAGAGAGAUGACUACACUAUUGAACAGAGGAUGCUUGCGCGCGUGCGCGAACUUACCCAAGGCCACGAAGCAUGCGAGAUGGAGCAGGGCAAGUGGGCGUACCAGACCUGCAAGCGUGCUGGCUGGUCGCCCUUUGCGGAGGUGCGUGCCGUGACGCUGCCAUACGAUGACCCGAACGAGGCCUGCGAGAGUUUCCGAGCCUACGUGCCAGAGUACUUUUGGAUCUGCGUGUGCACAAUGGUCAACGAUCUUCUCCCCCCAUAUGCCUGGCAUUUCUAUCCCAGGCUCCGUCGUCCAGCUGCUGCUCGCCCCCUCGUCCCCAAGGCCCGUGGCAUGGCCUGGCUCCUUCCGGACUGGGGCUUCCGUUUCUGCGGCAAGCGGUAUACGCUCAACCCGGGCCCUUGGACGAGCAAGGAGCAGCGUUUCGCGACCAUCAUCUUCACGGGCGCCUCUAGUAUCGGUAACUCCACCGGGUUCCUUGUGCUACCGCUGAAUAGGACGCUUAUCUACCAGGAUAGCAAGCGCGAGACGAUCACGCCUGAUAACUCCCACCUCGCUACCGUAACGGGCUCGUACGGCGGCAUGGGGUUCAACCCCCUCUCGAGCUGGGACCCCAACGUGUCGGGCGUCCAGACCAUGAAUUCGCCCUUCUUCGCGGAGCUGCAGCAAUACCUCAUUCGCGUCCUCUCGGUCCUUGUCAUCCUCAUCAUGUACUACAGCAACGUGCUCGACGACAUGCAGAGCAUCGACGAGGGCGGGUACCUCGAGUACGGCCUGCCCUACUAA